Messenger RNA from Ceratotherium simum simum (southern white rhinoceros), 492 nucleotides. It is a transcript of the gene IGFBPL1, whose product is annotated as insulin like growth factor binding protein like 1. NCBI's taxonomy places the organism in Eukaryota, Metazoa, Chordata, Mammalia, Perissodactyla, Rhinocerotidae. The record is from RefSeq and is a predicted model, not a curated record. Gene Ontology annotation, cellular component: extracellular region. Gene Ontology annotation, biological process: regulation of cell growth; regulation of signal transduction. Gene Ontology annotation, molecular function: insulin-like growth factor binding.
GGUUCCGACGGCCGCUCCUACCCCAGUGUCUGCGCGCUGCGCCUGCGCGCCCGGCACGCGCCCCGCGCGCACCCCGGCCACCUGCACAAGGCGCGCGACGGCCCCUGCGAAUUUGCUCCCGUGGUCGUCCUUCCCCCUCGGAGUGUUCACAACGUCACCGGGGCACAGGUGUACCUGUCCUGCGAGGUGAGGGCUGUGCCCACGCCCGUCAUCACGUGGAGGAAGGUCACACAGUCUCCCGAGGGCACCCAGGUGCUGGAGGACCUGCCUGGGGACCACGUCAAUAUAGGUGUCCAGGUGCGAGGCGGCCCUUCUGACCAUGAGGCCACGGCCUGGAUUUUGAUCAACCCUCUGAGGAAGGAAGAUGAAGGAGUGUACCAAUGCCAUUCAGCCAACGCGGUUGGAGAGGCCCAGUCCCACGGCACGGUGAUGGUUACAGGUCUGAGUAAACACCAGGUCCUCCGCUUCCCAGCUCUAGGUGACCGCGUGUGA